CCCAUUCCUCGGCUGCACUCCUCCUCGCCUUCUUCUUCCGUUCGAUUGCUUUCUCUCCUCUGCCCCCACGGCGGUUCUCCCUCCAUUCUCGCCCAGAUGAAGAGCAAGAGCGCCGAUGGGGCUUCCAGGAUGGAGCGGAAGACGCUGGAGAAGAACCGCCGGGUCCUGAUGAAGAGCUUGUGCAUGAAGCUCGCUUCGGUCAUCCCCAAAGAGCAUUACGCCAGCUCGAAGGAUAUGUUGAGCCAACAAGAUCAAUUGGAUCAAGCCACAUCUUACAUCAAAACUCUUAGAUCAAGGAUUGAGAAGAUGAAGGAGAGGAGGGGCAGAAAUAUAAUCAUCCAAGAUACGGAAAAGGAAAUUGACAGUGCCACUACAUCAGAGUUCACAUUGCCAUUCGUCGAAGUAAGGCACCAGGAUUCCAAUUUGGAGGUAGUUCUAAUAAGUGGGCAGGAGAAGAGGUUCGUGUUCCAUGAGGUGAUCAGUGUUCUCGAGGAAGAAGGAGCUCAAGUUAUCAAUGCCAACUUCUCUGUUGUGGGUGAAAAAAUUUUCUACACAUUGCAUUCCCAGGCAGUGAGCUCCAGACUGGGGUUAGAUGUUUCAAUAGUAACUGAGAGGUUGAAGCAAUUGAUCAGAUGAGAUGAGCAUUCGUCUGCACAAGUCGCUUUCCUCCAGAAUUGUAGCGUCGAUGAUCAACCUAUGCUUCAUCGAUAUGAAUGGUUGUUUGAGGAAAAGAUGAAAACUGGAAGUUCUUGGUCUAUUGUUUUGGUUAACUAUUGUGUUGCUCACGCUCAAUAAGACAAUGCAAUGCCAGCAAAGUCUUUCGUUGGAUUCUUCUUCUAAGUCAUUCCUUGUUACUUAUUAGGAGGAUUUUGUUUUCUAAUAGAUGAUAUGAAAUGAAUUUGACUA
Messenger RNA from Zingiber officinale, 906 nucleotides. RefSeq names its product transcription factor bHLH167-like. The transcript has 3 exons. Lineage: Eukaryota; Viridiplantae; Streptophyta; Magnoliopsida; Zingiberales; Zingiberaceae. Gene Ontology annotation, molecular function: protein dimerization activity; DNA-binding transcription factor activity, RNA polymerase II-specific; RNA polymerase II transcription regulatory region sequence-specific DNA binding. Gene Ontology annotation, cellular component: RNA polymerase II transcription regulator complex. The record is from RefSeq and is a predicted model, not a curated record. Gene Ontology annotation, biological process: regulation of transcription by RNA polymerase II. Bases 97 to 636 code for a protein of 179 amino acids.